CCACCACGAUUGGAGGCCUAUUUUUGCAAUUUUUUCCUACCUAACCGCCCCUUCGUCGCCGGCAUUCCGCUCCGCCGUUUGCCCUCUUGCGCCGAAGCUUAGUUUUGUGCCAAGCUUUGGCCGUCGGGCAUGGCCGCUUCGUCGUCGGUUCUGAUCAAGCUGCUCGUCCUCGUCGGCUGCGCUCUGGCGGCCUCGGCGGCGACGACGCACACCGUAGGUGGUUCAGCGGGGUGGUCGACCGGUCAGACGUACGAUACUUGGGCAAGUGGGCAAACCUUCGCGGUCGGAGACAAGCUCGUGUUCAACUUCGCCGGAGGGCACACGGUGACGGAGGUGACUAAGAGCGACUACGAAGCCUGCAGCGUCAGCGGCAACCCGAUCAGCGACACCACCACCGGCCCCGCCACCAUCGACCUCACCUCCGCCGGCGCGCACUACUACAUCUGCACCGUCGCCGGGCACUGCACAGGCGGCAUGAAGCUGGCCAUCACCGUGGGCAGCGGCUCCGUCUCCGGGACGCCGCCCAGCACCACCCCGGGGAGUGGCACGCCACCCACCACCCCUUCCUCCUCCAAGCCGAACGGCGCGUCGGCCAGCCUGCAGGCCAGCGCCGUCGCCGCCGCGGCCGCCGGCGUCCUCGUCAAGCUCGCCCUCUUCUGAUCCGACCGACCUGCCAGGGUAGAGGCAGUGCAUGAUUCUUGUACUCGUUUUCGUCUUGACGGCCGGCAUGUUUGCACGAUUCGCUCUACACGCACGAGAGAGUGGUUUGCUAGCUAGACGAUGAUUAUGGGUUGUUGUUGUUGUUGUUCCGAUCCAUCGUACUUAAUUCUACUAGUUGCAAUUAAGAUCUGUGUCCUGUGACCUAUGAUUUAUUCUCUCCAUGGAUUUGUCCAACUUUGCUC
Oryza brachyantha (malo sina) is the source of this 902-nucleotide messenger RNA. Its product is annotated as blue copper protein-like. Gene Ontology annotation, cellular component: plasma membrane. Lineage: Eukaryota; Viridiplantae; Streptophyta; Magnoliopsida; Poales; Poaceae. Gene Ontology annotation, molecular function: electron transfer activity. The coding region runs from base 130 to 660 and encodes 176 amino acids. The transcript has 2 exons. The record is from RefSeq and is a predicted model, not a curated record.